Galendromus occidentalis (western predatory mite) is the source of this 4605-nucleotide messenger RNA. RefSeq names its product protein stoned-B. Gene Ontology annotation, biological process: endocytosis. NCBI's taxonomy places the organism in Eukaryota, Metazoa, Arthropoda, Arachnida, Mesostigmata, Phytoseiidae. The record is from RefSeq and is a predicted model, not a curated record.
AUGUCUAAGGUUGCAAAAAGUGGAUUGAAGUUCGUAAAGAAGAGAGUAGCUGGACAUAAGCGCUCGGCUGAGGAUAUCGAGGACGAGGCGUACGAGAGAGAACUCGCUAUCCAAGCGGCAAGAGAAGCCGGACUCGCGAGCAACGUCCACCCGUCUCAUCAGGCUCAGACCGUUCUCCCGCCGAAAGCGGAAGAAGAUGAACUCGCUACCGCUCAAGCCGCCCCUAGUCCGCUGUUACAGGUGAAAAAGUCGAGCGAGGAUUGGGAGUUGUUCAACAAAUUAUUGGGCAAGGUCGAAACCACUGUGCAGUCGACCAGACAGACCAUCGAGAAAGUCGAGGAAUCAUCAGUGGUGGAAGAAAUUAUCGAAAAAGAGAGAAAAUCGCAAGUUGUGGUCCCCGAAUACAAGGGCAUAAAAUCGUUUGAAGAAGCGAAACGAGAGAAAGAAGAACGAGAGCGGGAAGCACUGAGGCAGCGUCGAGACGCCGACGAUUGGGAACGUGCUUUUGAAAGUACUGCCAAGAAAUCCGAUGAUCUUUUCCUCGGCGACUCCGACGAGCAGUCCAGACUCCCCUUCGCUAACUUCGGCUCUUCUUCCUCAUCUUCCGCCAAACCGAAUAUACCUGCUGAAGUCGAUCCUUUCGACACCGCAUUCAUUGCUCCGAUCCAUAACACAAGCGCAGACCCAGCCGCGUCUCUGAACUGCGAACCAGAUCCUUUUGAUACGAAGACGAUCGACGCCCGUAUCGAGGAAGUUGAGAAGCAAACCCAGCGUAGAAUGUCCCUGUCUGGAUCCGCGAACCCCUUCGGAGCUCCCACUGGAGUUCAGGCCGACCCGAAUCCCCGCGCGCGUCCGCCGUCGCGACCCACGGCGGGCUCUUCCUUGUUCAGCUCUACCGAGUGUUCACCCGUAGAAAUCCCGGAUGACGUACAGAAUUUCUUCAAAAAUCAUUCACGAAGGUCAUCCACAAAUCCUUUCGACCCUCCUGAAAUCGCGGCGAUCGAGCCGCUUAGCACUGAGGACACCAUUCGUACCGGUGCAGCUCUCCUCCAGGCGAUUGCCAGCGAGUUCGCGAACAAAGACGAUGACGAGGACCUCUUCCACAAGACUCUCGCCAGUAAAGGUCAACUGCCACCUCCCUCUCCGAUGAGCCCCUUCUCUGAUACAGAGAAUCAGGAUCAGAACGUGAUCCCUACUUUCGAAUUUUCGUUUUCUCCUUCUGAGCCCAGUCUUCAGGAUAUCCACUAAGCCGUGAUGAGCUCAUAGUCCACGAGGCUGCCGGCGAUUAAGUAAGCGGUGGCGUCUUCCACAGCGACGGAAGCUCCGGUCGAUCCGUUCACGGGUUCAGGAGCGCCGACCGUGGGCGCUCCUCCAUUAGCUCCGCAAGCUGUGCCUGCGGCAGCGCCACCAACUGUCCCCGCGGACGCGUUCCAGCUGGCUUUCGGCAAGAAGAGUAUUGACCUGGACGAUGUGCCCCCGCAAGCCCAAACAGAACUACCCCCUGGACAGGUUCCUCAGGCCUUACAGAGCGUGAAGGAUUCCUUUGACCCCUUCAAGGGACGUCAACAAGGCCUCGAGUUGCCCACGAAUAUUCCAGCUCCAGUUUCCGGAGCUCCGACUCCGGGCUCGGACGUAUUCGACAACGAGCUUCGUCAGCAGGAAGAGGAGCUCUUCGGUUCCAAGACCUCUUCGGGGGUGAAGUCGCCCCCGGAGAGACCCGCCGGACCGCCGAAACCAGUGCAACUAGCGAAAAACGAAGCUCGACGUCGGAGUGCGCCACGGGACGAAAUCACUCAAGCGGGCAGCCUACCCAUCGCCCCGCGUGUUCUGGAUGAUACGAACCCGUUCUCCCCGAAAAAUUCCCCUCCAGACUCCACAAUAGCUCCUAUCCCGAAAGUGCCCAGUGUUGAGAAAACUUUCGAUCCCCCUCUAACGACGCCACUUGCGGAAGUGACAUCACCGGAGAAUUCGACGUCUAUUGCCGCGUCAGACCGCAGAGGGUCUCGAGACUCGAACCCUUUCAGCCCUACCGCGAGUUUCCCACCCGCGCCGGUUGGAAUCAACAAUCCCUUCGGCAUGGACUCCGACGCGGCUCUUCCUGCGACAGAAUCGUUUUCUUCCGCGUAUGUCGCGCCCCUCGCAACGACGCAUACCUCUGGUGAUCCGUUUGAUACGUCGUCGAUCAUUCCUGCUACCGAUAAAGGUACCUUAGACGCUUUCGCAUCGAAAUUCGCCGGGACGGGCGGAGCGUCAACGGCCAGUGAUGCUUUCGGUGGGGUUGGGGACGUGGAUAUCAGCGGAGGCUUCGGAGGAGACGGUUUCCAGAGUGACUCAGAUUACCUCGGCGACGGAAGCAUCCCUCUGCCUCAAGUACCCGACAACACCCCUGUGAAGAGAGCGAAUUUCGCCGAUUCCAAAGAUUCAUUCGAUGACGACGAUGAUGACGAACAGGAACACAUGAAGAUCACGAUCAGACCGAAACUCCGACCUCUCGGCAUCUCCACCGGGGUGCCGACGUUGGCAGCACCUCCGAAGCUGCUCCCGCCGCCCAAGAGCCCUCUGCGACAAGCAGGCUAUCAAGUGCAACCGGAUCGCUUCAAUCCGUUCGAAAAGGGAUCCCUGAGAACGGCGCAGGCGGCAGAUGACCAGCUCUUCAGUGCAUUUGAAGACGCUCUGAACGAUACGAUCACCGUGGACGUCAAAGAGGAAAAUUUGCCCCCGGCUCUCGGCGAAUCGGGCGCGAAACAAGCCGAACCUCUCUCCCCGUCGACUCCUCUAUUCGACGAAGAUACCUCGCAACCUCUACCGGAAUGGAGACCGAAGAGGGAUCUCAAUGACGGUUGGGAAUUCUAUCUCCGCUGGCCCAACAAGAAGAAAUUCACCGGCACCCGGUACUGGAAACCCGUGUAUGUGAAGUUCGCCGACACAACAAUCCUCUGGGUGAUGAACAAGAAAGACGAUUCUGACCCAAUCCAAGAAGUGCCUCUCCAAGGCUGCUACUCCUUGUCGGAGAUGGCCCAUCAACCGCUGGAUCAGUUCAAGAAAAUCUUUACCAUCAAGCUCCAGUACACCUUCUACAAGGAGACCGUCGGCGUCCGUAAAGGCCAAAUAGCCAAGAUAAUUUCGGGACAGGUAAAUUCAAUGGGAUCGGUAGCGAAGCUAGGUCUCCCACUGCAACACGCUCCACAGCUCACAGAACUACUGAAACUAGGAACCGCCGAUAUAGAAACCGUGCGAACAUUCGUGCAAGUCAUCGAAGACGUCCUAUACGGACUGCAGAUUCACCGGGACCGUGCUUUGACAUACAAAGCCGAGGAAAUCCAAGCGAUGGUCGUCGACGAGUACGCUGUGACCGUGGACAAGACGGGACACGUCUGUUCGCAAAAAGCCCGAGUUCGGCUGUUCUUCUUGGCAUUCGUAAACGGAAUGCCCGACGUCGAAGUCGGCAUCAACGAACUCAGUCGUCAGGGCAAAGAAGUCGUUGGGAGACAUGACAUCAUGCCCAUCGUCACCGAAGAAUGGAUCCGAGUGGAAAACUACGAUUUCCACUCAUGCGUUGACCUUGAAGAAUUCGAAAACAGCAGAGUCAUCAAGCUCCGACCACCCGACGCCACUUUCUUCGAGCUGAUGCGUUUCCGAGUGCGUCCGCCUCGUCAGAGAGAGCUUCCGAUUCAACUGACGGCUGUGCUCAAGGUCAACGCACCGAAAGUGCAAUUGAAAGCUGAGGUACUUGUGCCCGGAUAUUCCUCGCGGAAGCACGGUCAAAUUCCCUGUGAAGACAUUGCAAUGUUCUUCCCGAUCCCCGAAUGUUGGGUAUAUCUGUUCCGCGUGGAGAAACAUUUCCGCUACGGUGCGCUGAAAAGCACCAACAGACGCCACGGGAAAAUCAAAGGUCUGGAGAGGAUCAUGGGCGCCGCUGCUGGCGGGAACAUCGAGAAACAGCUCAUAGAGGUCACCGCUGGCCAAGCGAAAUACGAGCCCGCACACAGGGCCAUCGUAUGGCGAGUGUCUCGACUGCCCAAAGAAGGGCAAGGUGCAUACACACAACAAAUGAUGACGGUCGAUUUAGAGCUCACUUCAUUCGAUCAAAUCCCUUCUGAAUUCGAAAGCGAUCUCAGAGUCGAAUUCACGAUGCCGGCGUCAACUGUUUCGCACACAACAAUUCGCUCGAUAUCUUGUCCGACGGACGCCGAUCUUCCCGUCGAAAAAUACUGUCGUUACAUCGCAAAGCACGAAUACAAUGUGGAAAUGGAUGUGCAAAUCGGCACUGGUCCCAUGGAGCCCACUCAACCCGCCGUCACUCGCGUCGAGGCCAAGCAACCCGUGCCCGGAACACCGCCGGCCAUGGUGCGGCAAACCGAGAACGCGGGUUCUGAUUCCGAGUACUCUGAUUAGAGUCAUUGAACGUUGAAAGGAGAAAUAUAUUGUCUGCCCGGCGAUCCCACGAAUACGAUCGCGAUACGAACAAUAGGACGCCAUUGCAUUCAAACGUAUGCACAGCGUAAAGUCUCCUGACAUGAUUGUCGCAAGUGCCACUUCACCUUUACGCAAUCACACAUAGUGUCAAGUGGAAGUUCAAGCUUUUGAUGAGCCGCGCAGUACCGA